This is a messenger RNA of Columba livia (rock pigeon), 1950 nucleotides long. It is a transcript of the gene C1QTNF1, whose product is annotated as C1q and TNF related 1. Gene Ontology annotation, molecular function: protein binding. The record is from RefSeq and is a predicted model, not a curated record. Bases 236 to 1066 code for a protein of 276 amino acids. Lineage: Eukaryota; Metazoa; Chordata; Aves; Columbiformes; Columbidae. The transcript has 4 exons.
CCGCUGGGCUCACAUCUGGCGGGGGGAGGGCUGCGCCUCGUCCCGCUCCUCCGCUGCCUCCUUCGCUUUCCAGAAAGUGCAUUUCCGCCCGGGCCGAGGCGGCGAAGGGGCUGCGGAGCGGGACGCAGCGGAUCGGCCGCGGCCCGGGGGUGGCGGGCGGCACCGGGGGAUGCGCUAGAGCAGGACAGGCAGCGCCGGGCGGGAGCGGUCCUGCCCCAGAGGGCACCGCUGCAGCAUGGAGGGGCUCUGGGCACCCGGUGUCCUGCUGCUGUCCUGCCUGCUGCUGCCCUCCCCGGCGGGGACCCAGCCCAACCCUGACCCACGUUUGCGGACAGACCCCGGGGAGGCACCGUCCCCGCACCACGAUGCCAGGGCCCCGCGGGAGCAGACGGCCGGCGGUGCCCAGGAGGGGCUGCCCCCCCAGCCCCGCUGCGUCCGCUGCUGCGAGCCGCCCGCCCAGCGCUUCUACCCCCCGUACCAGCCCCUGCCGCAGAUCAACAUGACCAUCCUGAAAGGCGAGAAGGGGGACCGUGGUGAGCGAGGCAUGCAGGGCAAAUUCGGCAAGACGGGGGUGGCCGGCAGCAGGGGACACGCGGGGCCCAAGGGACAGAAGGGCAGCGUGGGCGCCCCGGGGGAGAGCUGCAAGAGCCACUACGCUGCCUUCUCGGUGGGCCGCAAGAAACCCCUGCACAGCAACGACUACUACCAGACCCUCAUCUUCGACACGGAGUUUGUCAACCUCUACAACCACUUCAACAUGUUCACGGGCAAGUUUUACUGCUACGUCCCUGGGAUCUACUACUUCAGCCUCAACGUGCACACCUGGAACCAGAAGGAGACAUACCUGCACAUCAUGCGCAACGGCUCGGAGGUGGUGAUCCUCUACGCCCAGGUGAGCGACCGCAGCAUCAUGCAGAGCCAGAGCGUCAUGCUGGAGCUGCGGGAGCAGGACGAGGUCUGGGUGCGGCUCUACAAGGGCGAGCGCGAGAACGCCGUCUUCAGCGAUGAGUACGACACUUACAUCACCUUCAGCGGCCACCUCAUCAAGUACAGCGGGGACCCCUGAGCGCCUGCUCCCCCUCCCUGGGACGGGGGUUCUGGAGCCCCUGCUGCCCUCUCACCCGGUCACGCCAUCCGCCGUUAUGCUGUUAGCCCUUCUAUGUGCCACCCCCCAGCACCUGCAUAAGUGUGUGAACAGACCAUCCCCCGCUCCGCAAGGUGGACCAGAUGCACCUGGAGCAGUUGGAGCCAAUUCCAGCCUCUGCUGCAUUUGUGACCUGGGGGGCAGCCGCUUGCCUGGGGCGGGCAGGGAGCUCAUCCCCCCGCGCCGGCUCCAGAGCCAGGUUUGCUGGGGCUCAGGCACUGGUGGCACUGGAUGCGCACUGGCACCAGCUGAACGGGUUUGGCCGCCAGUGCCCCGAUGCGAGGCAGCACAGACACGUGCACCACGUUCCGCCCUUGCCCCGCUCGCACUGUGCUGUGCUCUGCCAGCUCCUUCUCCUGGAGAAGGGCAAAGGACACUCAGCAGGAAAGCCAGUGAAACCCCCCAGGGCCUCUCCUCCUCCUGCAGAGCUAGCUCCCAACAGCGCAGCAUUGCAGUGCGGUGUGGGUGCCCUCUGGGUGACACCCCCCCAAGCGCUUCCACGGGGGAGUGGGUUGCAUCAGUUCCCUACUGCAUGUCCCCAUCCCCGUCCCACCCGCUGCAGCCGCAGCUUGGUGCCGAUGCUGCCACAGCUUCGUGCCAGCGCUGCCGGGGGGGCUGGCUCCCCACUGCAGCCUUGUGUGCGGGGCCUUUGGCCUCAGCUGCUUCCCCUUCAGUUAUAUCUGCUGGCCAGGCUUUGUGUUUCUGUAGAUGCGAUGGCGGAGCAGGGCCCGGGACAGCGUGCUGUCCCCUGCUCUCUCUGUGCAGCUUGUGACCACAUUAAACACCCCACAGUAUUCUCCUGCUCA